AUGUCUGCCUUGCUGGCCCUAAGCAAACACAACCAUGUUUCCCCGUUGAUCAUCCGCCUUCAAAAACUCUUAAAAGAUAACCCACAGGUACACGUGGACAUGACAUGGGUGAAAGCUCACGAAGGCAAUGCAGGUAAUGAGGCAGCGGACGUGCUCGCCAAAGAGGCAGCCUCAAACAUCAACGCACGUCCCAUCGCUGUUCCGGCGCCACCUUCCCAUCUUAAAAGACUGCUGAAAGGCGCAGCAGUCCAGUGGUGGCAAAGAGUAUGGGAACAUGGAAACACAGGAAGAAGAGUGUAUGGUUUUCUACCGAUGGUGACAACGGAGAGACUCAUAGCAAACGCUCCACUUACUAACUUUGUAACUGGGCACGGUCCCUUCCCGGACUACUUCAACAGACGCACUAUUUCUAAUACGGAUCGCUGUGUAUGCGGGGAAGAGGGGACACCCGAUCACUAUAUCUUCCGGUGCCCACUCACAGAACAGCACCAUUUCCCGGAACCCACGAACAUACCUGCCUUCCACAAGUUUAUCCUUAAAAAUAAAGCGGCAAUCAACACAGUGUGCAAAAUCGUUAACACCAUUAAGGCCUACGGCCAAGACCUUUGCCUCCCAUUAUAA
Stegodyphus dumicola is the source of this 621-nucleotide messenger RNA. RefSeq lists its product as uncharacterized. The record is from RefSeq and is a predicted model, not a curated record. NCBI's taxonomy places the organism in Eukaryota, Metazoa, Arthropoda, Arachnida, Araneae, Eresidae.